AUGUUAGCAGAAGUAUCUAUGCUGUUCGAUCCAUUGGGAUUGGUAGGCCCUAUAAUUACCGCGGCGAAAAUCUUAAUACAAUCCUUAUGGGCAUGUAAUGUUUGGUUGGGACGAUUCGGUGCCCAUGAGGAUUCACAAGGCUUGGUGUCAGAUAAAAUCCCAACUACACCGUUGGAGUUUAUAGAGAUUCCCAGGUUGGUAAUCUCGAAAAAUCCCGACUCUGGGAUACAGCUGCACGGGUUUUGUGACGCGAGCGAGCAGGCAUACGGGGCAUGCAUAUACGUGAGAGAAGACGGCGUUUUGACUGCUUUACUUUGUUCCAAAUCUAGAGUGGCGCCGUUAAAAACAUUGUCUCUGCCACGGUUAAAGCUAUGCGCGGCGGUUCUUUUGAUUAGAUUGAUGAACAAGGUGGCCUCCAUCCUAAACGUGAGAGUGUACAAGCGUCGUUAUUGGACGGAUUCGCAAAUAAUCCUAGCAUGGUUAAGUUCGCCGGCGAGACGAUGGAAGACGUUCGUCUCAAAUCGUGUUAGCGAGAUACAGGAUGGCUCGUCGCCCUCUGCGUGGCACCAUAUAAAGUCAAAAGAAAACCCGGCUGAUUUGAUCUCUCGUGGUGCAACUCCGGAGAAAUUAAAGGGUUCAACACUCUGGUGGGAAAGUCCGCGAUGGUUACGCUUGAGCGAAAAUGAAUGGCCUGCAGAGGGCGCAGAACUAUCCAGCAAAACUGUACUCGAAGAGCGGGUAGAGGUACUGAUGGCGGAAACCUCCUUGCAGGAAGCAAUCAUACCCUACUAUCAAUACUCCUUGUUAGGCAAAUUGUUGCGGGUAAUAGCGUACAUCUUAAGAUUUUGUUACAACUCGAGAUACGGGGUGAAAAAUCGUAAAACGGGUUGCAUAUCCGCGUCGAAAAUAAACAAAGCGCGGGUCGCGUUGAUCCGGAUCACUCAGGCGCAAAAAUUUGAGAAGGAAAUAAAAUUAUUAAGGUGCCACGAAAGCGUUCCCAGAGGUUCUAGGUUGUACAGCCUAAAUCCAUAUCUAGAUAACUGUGAGAUACUGCGAGUAGGUGGAAGGCUGGAAAACGCGCAGCUGCCCGAGGCCACCAAGCAUCCGAUCAUACUGCCGAUCGACGCACCACGUCGCGAGACUGAUCAUCAGAGACAAGCAUCAAAAAUUGUUCCACGCGGGCGCUCAAGCGAUGCUAACCUCAAUAAGGGACGAGUACUGGCCUCUCGCUGCGAGAAACGAGGUCAGGAGAAGCAUUCGGAAUUGCGUGAGAUGUGCCAAGGCGUCGCCCGUACUGUGUCAGCAAAUUAUGGGUUAGCUCCCGAAGGCUCGGGUUACUCCUGUUAG
This is a messenger RNA of Temnothorax curvispinosus, 1347 nucleotides long. RefSeq lists its product as uncharacterized. The transcript has a single exon. The coding region runs from base 1 to 1347 and encodes 448 amino acids. NCBI's taxonomy places the organism in Eukaryota, Metazoa, Arthropoda, Insecta, Hymenoptera, Formicidae. The record is from RefSeq and is a predicted model, not a curated record.